This is a messenger RNA of Eutrema salsugineum, 2098 nucleotides long. Its product is annotated as wall-associated receptor kinase-like 21. Gene Ontology annotation, biological process: protein phosphorylation. The record is from RefSeq and is a predicted model, not a curated record. NCBI's taxonomy places the organism in Eukaryota, Viridiplantae, Streptophyta, Magnoliopsida, Brassicales, Brassicaceae. Gene Ontology annotation, molecular function: protein kinase activity; ATP binding. Bases 67 to 1908 code for a protein of 613 amino acids. The transcript is spliced from 3 exons.
UAUAUAAGACGGGAGGACAAUCAUUCGAUUAAUCAUUAUUUGUCUUUCCUUUUUAUUAUUUCGGUGAUGGAAGAAAAUCGCCAACCAAACACUUGGUAUCUCCUCAUCGUCGUCUUCACUCUAACCGUCGCUACACCGACCACCGGCUCGGUUAACUGCCAAACCAGUUCGCUCCGUUACCCGUUCGGUUUCUCCGACGGUUAUCCAAUCCGGUUCAAUUGCUCAAAGAAAACCGGCGACGCGGAGAUCGGCGAAUUCGUGGUAGAGGAAGUGACGAACGCAAACAUCUACGUGAAAAUCCCGCCUAUCUGCAAACGCGACAUCCUCAAAAUCGAGCAGCUCUUCCUGGAGAAUCUCGCACCGUCGAAUUCACGCAACAUAAUUCUGGUCCAGGGAUGCAAAGAACAGUCGUCUGAUUGUUUAAUUAGGACUAGAUUCGUCGAAGAUCGGUUAAAUAUCAGUCGAUGCAAGUCUCCGGUGAGCUGUCUCCACGGAGCUACGACGAUGGCCGAUGUGAUGAGUAUCGGAGACGUCGUCAACUCAAGCGGAUGCAAGUAUUGGUUCUCUUCGAUUACGCCUCAGUCUACCAAUUCGAAAUCGCAAGGCGGCUCCAUGAACUUGGGUCGACUCAGGCUCGAUUGGUGGCUUAAAGAGCGUUGCGACAAUAAUAACACGACUUGCUCCGACAACGCAACCUGUACGAAUGUCAAGCUCCCCAACGGUGGUUUCGGUCAUCGCUGCACUUGUCUCCAAGGUUUUCGCGGCAACGCCUUCACCGUGCACGGUGGUUGCCGAUUAGUUGGUAAACGUAAAGGAGUACACAAACUCAUCGUUCUUGCUACUGGUGGUGUUUUGAUUGGAGUAGUCUCACUAAUUGCGAUCUUAGUAGUUGCAUAUAUAAACCAUCACAAGCGUUCAGCGUCUUCCUCAAAAACAUCAAUGGCGAAUCGCUUGCUCAGCGAGCUAGAUGGAAACUCCAGCGUUCCCUUCUACACCUACAAAGAGAUCGAGAAAGCCACCGACAAUUUCUCCGAGAAGAACAAGCUCGGAACUGGAGCAUACGGAACAGUCUACGCCGGCGAAUUCCAAAACAUGUCAUGGGUCGCUAUAAAACGUCUUAGACGCAAAGACAGCAAAAGCAUCGACCAAGUCGCCAACGAGAUUAAGCUUCUUUCCACCGUGAGCCAUCCUAACCUCGUUCGUCUUUUAGGCUGUUGUAUCUCGCAAGGAGAACCGUUUCUAGUCUACGAGUUUAUGCCCAACGGAACGCUAUCUCAGCAUCUACAACACGAGAGAGGCCACACACCGCUUUCUUGGCCGUUACGUCUCGCCAUCGCGUCUCAGACCGCAAACGCAAUCGCACAUCUUCACUCUUCAAUGAACCCGCCAAUCUACCACCGAGACAUCAAAUCAAGCAACAUACUCCUCGACUACGAAUUCAACUCCAAAAUCUCCGAUUUCGGACUCUCAAGGCUCGGCAUGUCCACCGAUUUCGACGCAUCUCAUAUCUCCACGGCUCCACAAGGCACUCCAGGAUAUUUAGACCCUCAGUACCACCAAGAUUUCCAGCUCUCAGACAAGAGCGACGUCUACAGCUUUGGAGUUGUUCUCAUUGAAAUCAUUUCAGGGUUUAAAGUCAUAGACUUCACUCGUUCUUACACUGAAGUGAACCUUGCCUCUCUUGCCCUUGACAGGAUCGGAAGAGGGCUUGUCGUAGAUAUCAUUGAUCCUUGCUUAAAAGCUGACAACGACCCCGAAAUGUUUGCUUCUGUUCAAAAUGUUGCGGAACUAGCUUUUCGCUGCUUAUCUUUUCACAGAAACAUGAGACCUACAAUGAUAGAAGUCACGGAAGACCUCCAACGGAUUAAGCUUAUGUACUUUGGUCCAGCGACUAUGAAUUCCAUUUAAAGUUAUUCAAGGGCCAAGAAUCAUUAGAUGAGCUAUGUGUGUUAGUGUUAGAUUUAUUUCUUAUUAUUAUUAUUAUUUUGUUUCUUGCGUGUGAAACAAAGAAAAAAAGUCCCCAGCAAAAUUGGAAGAACCCAAUAGGCUUUGUAUAUACACCUCAGAAACUUUAUACAAAAAUAUCUAAUUGUACAAA